This is a messenger RNA of Symbiodinium natans, 858 nucleotides long. NCBI's taxonomy places the organism in Eukaryota, Dinophyceae, Suessiales, Symbiodiniaceae. The record is from the annotation of a GenBank genome assembly.
AUGGCCACGCGAAUCCUGGUCACCGGCGGUGCGGGAUAUGUUGGUCGCUUCUUGAUCCCCGCCCUGGAGCAGGAUGGCUAUCACGUGGUGGGGGUGUCUCGCUCGAGCCCUCUGGCAAUGGACGUCAGCAGCGCCAGCGAUUGCGAACGCGUCCUCGGCGAGGUGCGCCCAGAUGUGAUUGUCCACACGGCCGCCUUGAGCGCCCCUGCGACUUGUGAGAAGGAUCCCGAGGCUGCUUUUAGGAGCAACGUUGCGUCAGCCCUGGUGGAGAAGGCAAAGGCAACCAAUCCUGCCACCAGGUUCAUCUUCCUCUCCACCGACCAGGUUUACGAUGGCAAAGGACAUCUUGUAACCGAGGAAGAAGACGGACGCCCGGUCAACGUUUAUGGAAAGACCAAGCUGGAGAUGGAAUCUGUUGUCCGGGAUGCCUUUCCCAGCCACGCCAUUCUCCGGCUCUCGUUCGUCUACGGGCCCACGGUUGAGGGGGCGCACAGCACCUUCCUCCAGUUUGCCCUGGACAAACUUCGGUCUGGUGAGCCUUUCGACGCCUUCACGGAUCAGAUCCGCUCCUGCAUCUACAUCGACGAUGUUGUAGACGCGCUGCGCAUGGCCGUCCAGGGCCGACUCACUGGACUUGUAAACCUUGGAGGACCUGAGGCUUUAUCCCGCCUGGACUUCGUCCGCGCUGUGGCACGGCACGUCGGCGUCGAGGAGGAGCGGGCAAGAGGUUCUACUUACUGCCUGCCGACACCGUCGCCUGCCGACAUCUCCAUGAACAUCUCUCGCCUCGAAGCAAUGAUGGGCCGGCCUCCCAUAUCCCUGGCAGCGGCUCUGACCUCCAUGGAAGCGAAGCUCUGA